CUCUCUCCACCUCCCCAACCUUUCUAGCAGACGCCGACGAAAACGGCCGUGUUUUGAGGAGGUUAGCCGUUCGAAGUGUAAUAAUCAAUUUUUCAAACGUUGAGAUCAACAAUUAAUGAAAAAUUUGAACUGUCGCGUGAAAUUUAGUUGCACUUUUUAGAAUAUAUCAGGAUAAUGAGCACAUGUGUGUCAGCUGUUUCCAAUGGCCUUCGGAAACUUUGGACCCCUCCUGUUUUUCAAGUUCGUUUCCGAUUUCACAAGGACAAAAUUGAAGCAGGUCCAUUGAAGAGAAGAUAUGGCUACACAGAGCAGGCUAUAUCCAAGGGUCUAUUACCUCAUGUUAAACAUGAGAAACACAUCCCUGGGCGUCAAUUCAUCCCCGCCGAUAAUUGGACUCCAAAGAAAGCGUUAUUUGGUCAAAAUGACUACAUAGAUAUUUUCACUGGUCGCAUCCAUCCAACUAAAGUCCUCUAUGACGUACCUGCUUAUCUACGAGGAUUCAAGGGAAAUGAAUUUCAAUGCCUGAUGAGGAAACAGAAAAUGCAGAAGCAUGGAGAAAUACCUUGGAAAUAUCCUAGUACAUGGAGAGACAUGAACAAAAGAAUUGGUUGGUUAUACAGGUACCUCAAUCGGCAUACCAGGACUUGGUCGGUCUAUAGGAGUCGUAUGAACUCGUAGGAACUGCAGCUAACUAAAAUAUGUUGUGUCCUCUUUCGCUAUUUACCAUGUAUCUUCACAAUAAAGUUGUAUUAAACCUUUUAUAAAA
Messenger RNA from Frankliniella occidentalis (western flower thrips), 766 nucleotides. RefSeq names its product 39S ribosomal protein L51, mitochondrial. Gene Ontology annotation, molecular function: structural constituent of ribosome. Bases 175 to 678 code for a protein of 167 amino acids. Lineage: Eukaryota; Metazoa; Arthropoda; Insecta; Thysanoptera; Thripidae. Gene Ontology annotation, cellular component: mitochondrial large ribosomal subunit. Gene Ontology annotation, biological process: translation. The transcript is spliced from 2 exons. The record is from RefSeq and is a predicted model, not a curated record.